AUAUAAACAGAAAAAAAAAUUUGAUAAAAAAUAAAAUUGGAAAGUAAGGAAUGCCAAUUCAAAGCCACAACACGAAACGAUUUUUUAAUUUGACAGAAACACGAUUCAAUCUGGUACAUAAGUUUUACAAUAUAAUUAGUUGAAAAUUUGAAAAAAAAAAUAUUUACAAUUAAUUGUAUUAUGAAAUUUAAGGUACGGAACCAUGUUUCCAGCACACUAAUAAAUUUCUUCCACAACCGUUGCUAAUGCUGUUACAUUGUUAUUGGUUUUUCUUUCCUUAUUUAUCGAAUCUGAAAUCUGUUACUUUUCCAUCAUUCUAUAAAUAAUAAUAUUAUUAUUAAUUUAAACAAGAGAAAAAAAAGGGUGAUAGGAAUUUUCAGAUGUGGGAAAUUUUAAAUGGAUAUUGGUUUCGAUAUUUGUAAUGAGCUACGAAGCUCUGGCUCUGCAUUUGCAUGGAAAAACAGUUGAUUUUUGGUGAUCAAUUGUGUUAAAAAAAUUUAGUUUCAUUGCAUUUUUUUAAAAGAUGUCAUUCAAAAAGCGGGAAAGCACAACAGAUAAAGCAUUGUCCCAUGAAGAGCAGCUGGCCAAGAUUUAUGAGGUGAGGAAGAUGAUGGGUCCUAUUGCGGAUAGGCUGCCAGCCAUUUGUUCAGAAGAUUCAAUAUCAAGGUACCUAAGAGCGCGGAACUGGAAUACGAAGAAGGCAGGCAAGAUGCUCAAAGAAACUAUAAAAUGGAGGUCGGAGUUCAAGCCCGAGAAGGUCCAAUGGGUAAGCAAUGCGCCUGAAGACAUUGCUCAAGAAGCGGAGACAGGAAAAAUGUACAGAGCCAAUUACUAUGACAAGUUUGGAAGGACAGUUCUUAUCCUGAGGCCUGGUUUUCAGAACACGAAUGCAGUAAACAAGCAGAUUAUGUAUUUGGUAUACUGCAUGGAGAAUGCCAUUCUGAAUAUGAGUUCAGAUCAGGAACAGAUGGCGUGGCUAAUCGAUUUUCAACAGUGGAACACAUCAAGCAUAUCGUUGAAGGCGACUAGGGAAACAGCAAAGAUCCUGCAAAAUCAUUACCCUGAGAGAUUGGGAAUUGGCAUCCUCUAUAAUCCACCAAAAGUAUUUGAGUCCUUUUGGACGAUGGUAAAACCAUUUCUUGAGCCGAAAACACACAAGAAGGUGAAGUUUGUGUACUCGGACAACCCGCAGAGCAAGAAGGUAAUGGAAGAUCUUUUCAACAUGGACAAGUUGGAAUCUGCAUUUGGUGGAAGAAGUUCAGGUGGUUUUGACUAUGAAGCUUACGGACAAAGAAUGCGAGAAGAUGACAAGAAAAUGUCUAGUUUCGUUGACUCUGGCUGUUCGUCAGCUUACUCACCAUCAAUCAUGUCUGAGUUGCAGCGGUCGGAGUUGUCUUCUGACCAAUGUUCCGAGGCCUCUGAUGAAGGCGGUUGCUCGUCGUGCGACAAAGCAGCUUCGUCGAACGUGGAGGUUGCCAAUGAGAAGGUACAAGGACAACCGCACGACAGCAAAGAUGUUGCAAAUGGCAACACAAAAGUAGGUGUAUGAUGAGCAGUAGAUUUUAGGAUUUGGUUUUACAGCUCCUUUUCUACACUCUUGGUUAAAAAGUGAAUAUAGCCUUCAACGAAGCACCAUUUAAUGAUCAAUACUUACACUGAGAUUGGAAUUUUGGGAAUGUGAUGCCUUGAAACCCACAUCAGCAAUGUACUAAUAAGAUAUUUAUACAAAUACUGACUUGAGCGUCGGGGUACUUUUCGUAAGUUCUCUCAUUUUAUUGAUCUUUGGGGAAGUGAUGUUUGGAGUUUGAAACCCACAUCAGCAAUGUACUAAUAAGAUAUUUAUACAAAUACUGACUUGAGCGUUGGGGUACC
This is a messenger RNA of Malus domestica (apple), 1872 nucleotides long. RefSeq lists its product as uncharacterized. The record is from RefSeq and is a predicted model, not a curated record. Lineage: Eukaryota; Viridiplantae; Streptophyta; Magnoliopsida; Rosales; Rosaceae. Gene Ontology annotation, molecular function: phosphatidylinositol transfer activity.